AUGGCGCCGAUAUCUUCCGUUGAGUACCUAUCGAACCCGCUGGUGACCUCGAAUCAACUCCUAGACCUCAAGAACUCCGAGCGCGACAAUGGCCUGUCGGUUCGAUUUGCCCAGGCUCAACUCACUUCUGCGGCCGGAAUCCUCCUGCGCCUGCCGCAAGAAGUCAUUGCGCAAGCCAUAGUCCUUCUCCAGCGGUUCUGGGUGUCGAGCAGACCCGAGGACCGUGAAGGCUUCAGCCCCAAGACAUUCUCGGCCGCAACCAUUUAUCUUGCCGCAAAGCUUUCCGCAACUCCAGUCGCCCCUCGCUCUGUGGUCAAUGUUUAUGCCUAUCUGACCUCAAAGGCCUCACCUCUUCUUUUCGUCAAUCCGCAGGGUGCGCCUACAGAUCCGGAUCCGGCAGAUUAUUAUGUUUCAGAAGGGACAUACGAAAGAGAGAGACAACGGCUAUUUGUCUGCGAGAGCGUGGUUCUUGUCGGCAUAGGGUUCGACACUCGUGUGGCUUUACCUUACAGUCUGGCCCUCACAUAUAUACAGGUGCUGGGAGUGUCAUCUGCAAGUCUGGCAAGGAGGGUCUUUGAACAUCUCAAUGCAGGAUUACUCUCUCCACAGCUACUGCACCUUACCCACCAGCCUCACGCUCUCGCCGUUGCCGCCAUCUACGUGGCAGCACGCGAGACUGGCAUCAAGUUGGUCGAACAGAACUGGUGGGAGGUUUUCGACGUUGACCGAGAGGACCUUGGAUUCCUGGUGCUUGCGUAUGGCAGUCUAGCAAACUUUGCAGAAGCCGAAGCGAAGAAGUGGAAAGGUAUAGCUCUGUCAUUGGACUGA
Messenger RNA from Capronia epimyces CBS 606.96, 828 nucleotides. RefSeq lists its product as uncharacterized. Gene Ontology annotation, cellular component: nucleus. The transcript has a single exon. The record is from RefSeq and is a predicted model, not a curated record. Lineage: Eukaryota; Fungi; Ascomycota; Eurotiomycetes; Chaetothyriales; Herpotrichiellaceae. Gene Ontology annotation, biological process: regulation of transcription by RNA polymerase II. Bases 1 to 828 code for a protein of 275 amino acids. Gene Ontology annotation, molecular function: cyclin-dependent protein serine/threonine kinase regulator activity.